GCUGAGCCAACAGCCAACUAAAAAAGUACAAACGAAUUCUAAAAACAGUUUAUGAAAAAGAUUGAACGUUGCCCCUCAGAAUCUCUUGAAAUCGACUCCAAUUUCCGUUAAACUUUCGAAAGGAAAAAGCAACUCAAAAAUUUAAAAAGUGCCACGUACAAAUGGGAGGAACAAAAUUGAAAAAAACUAGAAGUUGGAAAAUUUUAAACACUAUCGCUCUUUAAAUUGUGGGACUCGUGCUGUAACGGCGCCUUUGAAAAAGAGCACACAAAUAAUAUUCCACACUUGACUUUGUGGAAAAGGCGACAGUCUGCAAAAUAAGCAAUGGAUAUGAACGCAAGCGACAAAUACGGGAGAACUCGACUGCAUCGCACUAUCGAGUCCAGAUCGGCAAUCGAAAUUAACGACCAGCGGGCGAUUGAGACUCUAGUGGCCGAAGUCAACACGUUACUGAACGACGGAGCGAACGUCAACACGACGACAAAUGCAGAAAGAGAUGAGAUGACGCCGCUUCACGCAGCCGCAAGUCAUUGGAGGGAUAUUCCCAUCAAGCUGUUCCGCAGACUCCUCGAAAAAUCCAACCCGCGCACAAUCAACGCACGAAACAGCCGCGGGAAAACUGUUCUCCAUUUGGCUUUCGCUCAUCGUUCCGAGAUGAUUGCUACGCAAUUGCUUCAGCACACCAGACCUGAUGUUAACGGUGUUUUAAAGGUUGUGGUCGACGUUGGCAUCAAAGACAUUGCCGGCCUCACUCCACUCGAUGUAGCCGCACGGUGGCAGGACAUUCCAUCGCACCUGUUCAACAACAUCCUGGACCUGACCGUUUUAAAUCCCAUGGAAAAUGCUCUGGCUCACGCAAGAGCAAUUAAUUCAGGUCCCACAAUUCGACAAUUACAGACAUGGAUCUACGUUUUAACUUCCAUUCAACAGCAAAGUAAAUCUUGUUGAACGAAUAUCCCAUCGCCUAUCCAUGAUCCGAAGAAUGAUCAAUGCUCGCGUCUUCUACAUUUACAGAACAGUGCCAAUUGUUAGCACAAGUAUUUGUA
This is a messenger RNA of Daphnia pulicaria, 1046 nucleotides long. RefSeq lists its product as uncharacterized. Gene Ontology annotation, molecular function: protein binding. NCBI's taxonomy places the organism in Eukaryota, Metazoa, Arthropoda, Branchiopoda, Diplostraca, Daphniidae. The record is from RefSeq and is a predicted model, not a curated record. The transcript is spliced from 2 exons. The coding region runs from base 325 to 948 and encodes 207 amino acids.